Molecule: messenger RNA, 1288 nt
Organism: Erythranthe guttata (spotted monkey flower)
Lineage: Eukaryota; Viridiplantae; Streptophyta; Magnoliopsida; Lamiales; Phrymaceae
Biological process (GO): male meiosis II
Source: RefSeq, a predicted model, not a curated record
CCUUUUUCACCUAAACCCUAGCUUGAACACCCACCCCUUUAGCAUCUCCCCCUCUCUCUUCCAUCGUCGGUAAUUCUCUGAAAUUAUUGAAUUCUUUUUGCUAGAUGGGGUGUUUUCUUGGAUGUUUGGGCGGUGCCAAGGAUCAAAAACGCCGCCGGCAGCAGAGGACUCAUCGCGGCGGAAGUCCUCGUGUCCAAAGAAACAGAGUUCAAAGUGUUCAACAAGAAACCGUAGCCAGUGCCGAACCGACCGUCGCAGAAACACCUCAAACCAACUUGGUUUCGGACUUACAAAGUAAACCGACUGGAGAGGUGCAACUGAGUCCUAGCCCCAGAAAAAGAGUCACAUUCAAUUCAAACGUCACAACCUACGAGCACGUCUCGGUUCAAGAAAGCAUCGAUUCCCUACCACACUCUAACGAAGAUGUUGACAGAGAAUCUGAAGAUGAAAAUUCAGUCGUAACCAAAAAUGUAGUGUCAUACCCACUGAAUCAUAGGUACCAUAAUGCAAGAGAAAGCGACGAUGAAGCUGAAGAGUACGGAGAUAGUGACUUGGACGAUUUUGAUGACUCGGAUGAUGAAUAUGAUUAUGAUGACGACGAUGAUGACAUGAUUUCUGAUGAAGAAGUGUGGAACGAAUCGGUUUUAACUACAUCAGUGGAGAAAGUCAAUGCUGCGUUUGAGUCGAAAGAUAGUGCUAGAGACAGAAGAGGUUACGUUAAUUCAGUGCUGAACCCUAUAGAGAAUAUUUCUCAGUGGAAAGCUGCAAAGUCGAAAGUGAAGCCACAGGAGAAAUUUGCUGCACAGAAGAAAGAAAAUCGAGAAAUAGCAGUUGAUGCAAGUCUUUCUUGGUUAGUGGUUUCACCUGUUGAUGAUGAUAAAUUAACAUCAUCAUCAUCUGGAAAGAACUUUCCAGAAGGUUCUUCUACUACCGGUUUCAGAAGCUUCCAAGAUCGGCCAAUUGAAACUGCCGAGACCCACUGGAAUCACUCGGCUUCGACAAUGCGCUAUAACUCAGCCCCUUUUUAUAAGAGAGAGGUAUUCAUGAAAUGAGAAUGUCGAUUUGGAUUUCGAACACUUCGAAACCACAUACAUACCGGGUGGAGCUUGUGAGAUUGAUUUAUUUAUCUGCGUCUAGUAUUUUUUUAUUAUUUAAAGAGAAGGUUUGUUGUUGUGUGUGAAUUCUACUACAGGGGACAUCUAUACAAAAUUUAAUUUGUUUGUUGUACAUUCUAUUCUAUGUAUUGAAGUUUAUUUGUUUGUUGAAAUGGAUUUAAGUGUUGCUUUUG